Molecule: messenger RNA, 2016 nt
Organism: Clonostachys rhizophaga
Lineage: Eukaryota; Fungi; Ascomycota; Sordariomycetes; Hypocreales; Bionectriaceae
Source: the annotation of a GenBank genome assembly
AUGUCUGAAUCUACCGUCCUUCAUCGAGAUUCACCGUCGUAUUUGUGCAAGAGAUGCAUUGCGUUUUUCACCACGCCUAAGACGCUCUCUAAGAAUGAUGACGACCUAAAUCUUCACAGUUCUAGCAUAGUCGAGGUUCUGGAAGCAGAGCAGCUUGGCUGUGCGUUCUGCACACACAUUGUGCAACAAUUGGAAGACGCUGACGACGACUUUGAUUUCCGGCUAGCCUUCACCAUCCGUGAACGUCCCAGUAACCAAGAAAAGCCGGUGUGGGCAUUGUCUGCAAAUCUGGCCAAUACCGAGCUCGGCAAACCAAUCAACUAUGCCCUCGUCCCUAUAGAGCAAGUCUGGUGGUCUUUGAGAUUUGAGGGACAAGGCAUUGGGUCUAAUAACAAGUAUGGGAUCGGCCCGUCCACCUACAUUACCCUUAGCCGCAAUAUCGUACAAAAAUGGCACAUGGACUGCUUGCAAGGGCACCAGACAUGUCAAAUCAACCACGAGACACGAGGCUGGGUCCCUACGCGAUUUAUUGAAAUUAAUGAAGCGAGCUUUCGAGUCAUUACUAACCAAGACCACCACUCGGACGUUGUCACAUACGUGGCCCUAAGCCACUGUUGGGGAGAGUCGGAAGUCAUUAAGUUGACAACAGCGACAGCUAAUAGCUUAUCCACGGGCGCACCUAUUUCGAAGUUGCCAAGAACCUUUCGAGAUGCCAUUGAAGUCUGUCGUUGGCUAAAUUACUUAUAUAUUUGGAUUGACGCCCUUUGUAUCAUUCAAGACUCCGAUGAAGAUUGGAAAACCGAAGCACAUACCAUGGCCGAGGUCUAUGGCAGGGCUACGCUGACAAUCGUUGCCGCCCACGGCAAAGAUGCCACGGAGGGACUGUUCGCAGUUCGCCGGCCAGAAGCAAUCAAGGCACCCAUUAUUGAGUGCUCAUGGGGUGCUAAUAAAUCAACCCAACGAUAUUGUCUCGUCGACGAACGGCUGUGGAUGAAUCAUGUUGAUCUCUGCCACUUAUUCAAACGCGCUUGGACUGUCCAAGAACGCUUUCUGUCAUCGAGAGCUCUCUACUUUGCGCAACAUCAGGUCUUCUACCGAUGUGCUACUCACGACGUCUGCGAGUCGUUCCCGGCGGGCAACACGCCAGCGCAAUUAGUUGACGAGACGUCCCUCCCGUCCCCCCGAAGCGCGAUGGAAUCAAGAGACAUAUGGGCUCGUGCCGCGAGCAUUUAUUCAUCGGCCGCUCUUACAAAGGACACGGAUAAAGUGAUUGCAAUAGCUGGCCUUGCUGCUAGUCUCAGCGUGCGCAUGCAAGAUGAGUAUCUGGCUGGUCUAUGGAGGAGUAAUCUCGUCCAUGAGCUGCUGUGGCGGUCCUCGGGCGAUGAUGGUGCCCAGUCAAGACCGAAUCCAUGCCGGGCCCCAAGUUGGUCUUGGAUGGCAGUGAAGGGAGUAGGCGUGCAAAUCAACGCAAAUGUCUGCAGCGCAAGAUGCAAACAUCUCGUCGAGAUUAUCUUCGCCUCGGUCGAUCUCGUUGACCCUACUUGCCCUACGGGCGAUAUUCACGGAAACUCCGGGAUUCUCCAGCUCCGAGGCUGUCUCAAACCGGCAGCCUGGUCUCCUAUACAUAAGUACGCUGACGCUGACUGGCGAAAAUAUCAGGUCACGUUCCCUGGCCAGGAACAAGCAGAAGUGGGUGAUGGCUUUAAAUCGACUGUUACCCGUCCGGAUUACAUCGACCCGUCUCUAAUGGACCUCGAAAUCUACCUACUGCCCAUAGUGUCAAUUCCCAACCAGCACAGAACCGAAUGUCUCCUUUUGGCACCUGUUUUCAUGGAGACACAAUCGUAUCAAAGGAUUGGGCUUUGUGCAGUAAGUCAUGUGGGCGGAAUGAACAGGAACUUGUUCAAAGAGAGGAGGUAUGACGCAGCUACCAGGGUUUCGAUUGGGUGGGGGAGAGCGGUGAUUGGCAACGACGGCUGGGAGAAUCUUCCCAUAUCAGACAUUUGCAUACUCUAA